Messenger RNA from Parastagonospora nodorum SN15, 921 nucleotides. RefSeq lists its product as hypothetical. The transcript has a single exon. Lineage: Eukaryota; Fungi; Ascomycota; Dothideomycetes; Pleosporales; Phaeosphaeriaceae. Gene Ontology annotation, cellular component: cytoplasm; nucleus. Gene Ontology annotation, molecular function: ATP hydrolysis activity; nicotinamide-nucleotide adenylyltransferase activity. The record is from RefSeq and is a predicted model, not a curated record. The coding region runs from base 1 to 921 and encodes 306 amino acids.
AUGGCUUCACGAAUAGCUGCAAUCCGAGCGAUACUGCCAGACCUCGAGUCGGCCUUGCACUCCUUCACCGCCUCGCCCUCCAAGUUCCGCGUUGUGCGCACGGUCAAUGCCACCAACACGCAACCGCGCACACUGUACAUCCUCGACUCGUCCUUCAACCCGCCGUCCAUUGCGCAUCUCACGCUCGCAACGUCAGCGCUCAAGCAACAUGCGCCAUCGGAAGCCGCGCCAUACAGACUGCUCUUGCUCUUCAGCACGCACAAUGCCGACAAGGCACCGAGCCCUGCCAGCUUCGUGCAGCGCCUUGCCCUCAUGACCGUGUUCGCCGAAGACCUGUCACGGCAUCUUAAGAGUGAAGAGUCCACACAGAAGGAGCAUGUUGCAGACAUGUCUAUAGACAUUGGCCUCACCAAAGAGCCGUACUACAGCGACAAGUCUGCCGCCAUCAAGGACACGACGCCGCCAUUCUAUUCUUCCAACCCCAUCCACGUCCACCUCGUCGGCUACGACACGCUCAUUCGCUUCUGCAACCCCAAGUACUAUCCAAAGUACGACCCGCCCCUGUCGGCACUCAGGCCCUUCUUCGAUGCUGGCCACAAGCUACGCGUCACUCAGCGCCCAGCAGACCCCAGCGAUCAGUCUUCGAGUGAGUUCGGCACGGUGCAGGAGCAGGAGAAGUAUGUGCAGAGACUGAGGGAUGGCGAGGAAGAGAAGAACGGCUUUUUGCCGGCGUGGGGAAACAACAUAGACAUGGCACCGGCUGAGAGAGGUGUGGGCAUCAGCUCAACCAGAGUGAGGAAUGCUGCGAAAGACGCCAAGUGGGACGUAGUCAGCGAGCUUUGCACCGAGGGUGUAGCCGCAUGGAUCAAAGAUCAGUCGUUGUACAGCGAAGAUGCAAGUGGCAAGAAGAUGAUGGCAUGA